Molecule: messenger RNA, 2607 nt
Organism: Drosophila eugracilis
Lineage: Eukaryota; Metazoa; Arthropoda; Insecta; Diptera; Drosophilidae
Product: protein krueppel
Exons: 2
Coding region: 370-1875 (501 amino acids)
Biological process (GO): regulation of transcription by RNA polymerase II
Molecular function (GO): DNA-binding transcription factor activity; RNA polymerase II cis-regulatory region sequence-specific DNA binding
Source: RefSeq, a predicted model, not a curated record
CUCACGCAGCGAAUUUGUAUCAGUCGUGAUUUGGCUCUGUCAGUGAGAGGAACAACUAUUUGUUGUGCCACACACACAAAACACACACAAACGCGAACGCCAUAUAAAACAUAAAACAAACCUAAUCAAAUUACAACUACCUCAUUUUGCAACCGGUGAACUUUUAUAACAAGGAAAAUCAGUGAAAACCUCUACCUCAAAGUACAAAAGUGCGGGAAAACUACUUCAUAUCCUCGAAAGUGCACAAGUUGCUCAAAUGAAAAUUUGCUGCCUCGAAAACCAGAACUGAAACUAAGUUAAUCGAACUUCGAAAGUGAAUUGCAUUGGUGAACGAGAAAUUUAAAGGAUCAAGCACAGGAACACAAAUUGAUGGCCAUAUCAAUGCUGCAAGACGCCCAGACACGAAAUUUGGCAGCUGCAUUAGCCGGCAUCAAGCGAGAGGACAUCGCUGUUGACCGCUCCAUGUCGCUAUCGCCACCCAUGUCGGCCAACACAUCAGUCAACAGCGCCGCUGCAAUGUACCCAGCUAUGGGUCUCCAACAGGCGGCCGCUGCCUCAGCCUUCAGCAUGCUCUCGCCCACCCAACUCCUGGCGGCGAACCGCCAGGCUGCCGCUUUCAUGGCCCAGCUGCCCAUGAGCACACUGGCCAACACUCUGUUUCCACACAACCCGGCGGCCUUGUUCGGGGCUUGGGCUGCCCAGCAGUCGCUGCCGCCCCAGGGCACGCACUUGCAUUCGCCGCCAGCCAGUCCGCACUCGCCAGUGUCCACGCCUCUGGGCAGUGGCAAGCACCCGUUGAGCUCCCCCAACAGCACGCCCCAGCACCAUGAGCCAGCCAAGAAGGCCCGCAAGUUGUCGGUGAAGAAGGAGUUCCAGACCGAGAUCAGCAUGAGCGUAAACGAUCUCUACCACACACCGGGUGGCCCCAUUUCUCCGCCAUCCAGCGGCAGUUCUCCCAACUCCACACACGAGGGAGCGGCCGGAAAUGCUGGCAGCGCUGGCUCCAAGGAUCCAUCUCGGGACAAGAGCUUCACAUGCAAGAUCUGCUCCCGCAGCUUUGGCUACAAGCACGUGCUCCAGAACCACGAGCGCACCCACACCGGCGAGAAGCCCUUCGAGUGCCCGGAGUGCCACAAGCGGUUCACCCGUGACCACCAUCUGAAGACCCACAUGCGUCUGCAUACCGGAGAGAAGCCAUACCACUGCUCGCACUGCGAUCGUCAGUUCGUCCAGGUGGCCAACCUGAGGCGGCACUUGCGAGUCCACACCGGAGAGCGGCCCUACACUUGCGAGAUCUGCGACGGCAAAUUCAGUGACUCCAACCAGCUGAAGUCCCACAUGCUGGUCCACAAUGGCGAAAAGCCGUUCGAGUGCGAGCGCUGCCACAUGAAGUUCCGUCGGCGCCACCAUCUGAUGAACCACAAGUGUGGCAUCCAGUCGCCGCCCACUCCCGCUCUGUCCCCAGCCAUGAGUGGCGAUUACCCCAUGGCAGUCACCGCCAUGGCUCUCGAGUCGUCCUCCAACAAGUUCGCGGCCAUGUGUGCCAGCUAUGGAGGCUCGGAGGAGUCAGUCGACAUGGACAAGGGAGCAAUGGAGGACGAUGCCCCACUGGACUUGUCUGAGGACGGAGCCAGCUCUGUUGAUGGCCACUGCAGCAGCAGCGCACGGCGCAAGGCCCAGGACAUUCGCCGAGUGUUCCGCCUGCCGCCUCCUCAAAUCCCUCAUGUUCCCAGUGAUAUGCCCGAGCAAACCGAACCCGAGGAUUUGAGCAUGCACUCGCCCCGCUCAGUCGGCUCCCACGAGCAGUCCGAGGACAUCGACUUGGACGACUUGGACGACGCCGCUGCCCUCUACCUGCGCCACCACCAGCACUAGAGCGGCCCAGCAGCAGCCGAAUUGUACAUAGCCCGGAUCGGAUUCCAUUAGAUGGAAGCGACCGGCGAUGAUCCACACAAAAUUGAAAAUUUUGCCCCUUCAAAGUGGAACGUAAGAAUUGUUGCAACAGGAAUUUAAUGAUAAGUACAAGUAACAACCACAAACUUAGAUCAAUAAUAGCACAUAAAUCAAAAACAAAAACAAAAACUAAAAACAAAAACAAAAAAAUCACAAAAUUGUACAAAACUAGCUAAACUCGCCAUAAGCUUAUCGCCGCCAAACCCCACCAAAUCGAACCGAAAAUGUCGUGCCAUUCUAGCCCUAUUUUAAGUUAACCCCUAGGUUCCCGAACUAUCUGAAUUGUAUAUAUCCAGCUUAUGCAGCUGCCAAUUGUAAAUCAAAGGGAGGGACAGAAAUCGAGAUCUAUCGAAGGUUUAUUUAGUACGUUAGCUUAUUUUAAUAUAAUUUAAAGAAAUUCUGAAAGAAGUCAAAGCAACGCCAACGCCAACGCCAACGCCAACCAAUCAAAACUAACUUUAAGUUAUAAUAAUAAACACCUUUUACGCUAAUUGUUUUGUUUGACAUUACUCUUUGACCUAUUAUUUAAUCGACUAGCCCUUAGUACCGAAUUAAGUUUUAUUUGGCCCAACACAUUGCAUUUUAAGUUUAUAUUAAUGUAUUUGGUUAACGAGUUGCUGCAUGCAAAGAAAUAAACUCACCGAAGAACAUGAA